Messenger RNA from Salvelinus sp. IW2-2015, 3283 nucleotides. Lineage: Eukaryota; Metazoa; Chordata; Actinopteri; Salmoniformes; Salmonidae. The record is from RefSeq and is a predicted model, not a curated record.
ACACGAAGUCUCGCAUUUUUGGAUUUGCGUUUCAUGCUGGGGGUCAGCUGCAGCAGCGGAGCCGCAGUGAGUGGCAUGUUCCAGCGUCUAGCCCUCUGACCAGCUGCCGUAUGUACAUGCAUGGACAGGACACGAUCAUAACUACUGUCGCAGACCAGACUUACAUCUAAAGCGCAUGGACAGACUCUGAACACUGACUUCGUGCAGACAGGCUGAGGCUCCACUGGGGGAAAAGGAAGAGAGGAAGACAGGGCAAAAGGGAAAAAGAGACCAAGACCCAGAGAUACACUGACAGAGAAACAGAGAGAGAGCCUCAGUGUUCCCUAACUCUGUAAAGGUAAGGGUAGCAGAGGAGACAUACAAGAGGCAGUGUGUUCAGGAGAGCCCAGGGCAUUUGGGCUGCGUUACCUCUUUAGCCCUCUAGUGGGUGCCCUCGCCCAUAUCAGGCCUGGAGGGACAUGGCCAUCUGAAAGACUCUUCUCUCUACCACCUUCCACCACUCCCUCUAUCGGUCUCUUUUUUUCAACAACGUAACUCUAAUCAACUCUCAUUGCCAUGGAGAAGACAUACUCCCUCACAGCCCACUACGAUGAGUUCCAGGAGGUCAAGUAUGGUGGUCGCUAUAGUAGCGGCACCCUUAGCAACGGCAUGAGCCUGCACUUGGGCGGGAGCCUAGACCGAAAUAUUGGGCGUGGCCGAGGCAAAGGGGGCGGGGCCAGUGAUCGGAGUCGGGACCUGAGUGGCAUCAACAGCGGACAGAGACGUCCUCGUUGGAGCCGCAGGGAGAUCUGCCUGCUCUCUGCUCUGGUGUUUGCUGUGGGGAUGUGUGUCAUCCUGGGCAGCAUGCUGGCACUCAAAUACAUCUCCCUGGACUUCCAGCAAGAGGGGCACUGCAGACAGGACUGCCAGAAGAAACGCUCGUUAGUCCGCGCCGCACGCUUCAUCCAGGCCAACAUCGACCCCACCAUCCAGCCCUGCCAGGAUUUCUACAGCUUUGCCUGCGGCGGCUGGCUACAGCGCCAUGGCAUCCCAGAGGACAAGCUGAGCUACGGCAUCAUCACCGCCAUCGGAGAGCACAACGAGGAGAAGCUACGACGCCUCCUGCUGGAGCCCGUGCGCCGGCACACCGUGGACUCGGCUGAACGCAAGGUGAAAGAGUUCUACCGCUCCUGUGUGAACAUCCAGGAGAUUGACAAGCUGGGGUCGGGUCCCAUGACGGAGGUGAUUGACAGCUGUGGCGGGUGGGACCUGGUUGGAGUGCCCUCUGGUGGUGCGGGGUGGGAGAGCAGUACUGCACCAGCCAGACCAGACUUUAACGAGCUGCUCUAUAGGACCCAGGGGGUGUACAGCACUGCGGUCUUCUUCUCUCUGACUGUCAACGUGGACGAUAAGAACUCCUCACGCAACGCUAUCAGGAUUGAUCAGGAGGGGCUCACACUGCCUGAGAGGACUCUGUACCUGGGGCAGGAUGAGGACAGUGUGAAGAUCCUGGCAGCUUACAAGGCCCUGAUGGAGCGUCUGCUAAGCAUGCUGGGGGCUCACAAUGCCACUCAAAAGUCCAAAGAGAUCCUACAGCUGGAAACACUCCUAGCCAACAUUACUGUGUCUGAGUAUGAUGACAGAAGAAAGACAUCAACACUAGUACAACCGCAUCACCUGAGACAACUACAGCGCAUCGCUCCUAGUCUGCAUUGGAAACGUUUGUUGGACAGAAUCUUCCAUGAUAACUUCUCUGAGGAUGAAGAGAUUGUGGUGUUGGCUACUGACUACAUGGAGAAAGUCUCCGAGAUCAUCAAGACCACCUCCAAAAGGGUUCUCCAUAACUACAUGCUGUGGCGGAUUGUAGCAGCUCUCAGUGAACACCUGUCCACGGCGUUCCGGAGCACCAUCCAUGAGUUUUCCCGGGAGAUUGACGGUACGGAGCGUCAGCUGGAGCUGGGGAGGCUGUGUUUCACCCAGGCCAACAAACACUUCGGCAUGGCCCUGGGAGCACUCUUCGUCCAGCAGCACUUCUCUCCUCACAGCAGGGCCAAGGUACAGGAGCUGGUAGAGGACAUAAAGCACUCACUGGACCUCCGGCUGCAAGAGCUGGACUGGAUGGAUGAGGUGACCAAGGAGGCAGCCAAGGCCAAGCUGCAGCAUAUGAUGGUGAUGACAGGCUAUCCAGACUUCCUACUCAAACCAGAGCUCAUAGACCAGGAGUAUGGGUUUGAUGUGGAUGAAAAUACCUAUUUCAAAAACAUCCUCAACAGUAUUAAUUUUAACAUCAAGAUGUCUGUCAAGAAGAUCCACAAGCAGGUGGACAAGACCGCAUGGCUCCUUCCCCCUCAGGCCCUCAAUGCCUACCAUCUCCCAAACAAGAACCAAAUGGUAUUUCCCGCUGGAAUCCUUCAGCCCACGCUGUACGACCCUGAGUUUCCACAAUCUCUGAACUAUGGAGGAAUAGGAGCCAUCAUCGGUCAUGAGCUGACACAUGGAUAUGAUGACUGGGGUGGCCAGUAUGAUCGCCAUGGAAACCUGAAGCAGUGGUGGACGGAGGAGUCAUACAAGAAGUUUCAGAAGAAAGCAGAGUGCAUCGUCAAACUCUACGACAACUUCACCGUCUACAACCAGAGGGUGAAUGGCCGUCUGACUCUGGGGGAGAAUAUAGCAGAUAUGGGAGGCCUUAAACUGUCUUACUUUGCAUAUCAGAAGUGGAUCAGAGAACAUGGUCCAGAAAGACCUCUCCCUGGACUCAAAUACACACAUGAACAACUACUCUUCAUCGCCUUCGCACAGAACUGGUGUAUGAAGAGACGGUCUCAGUCCAUAUACCUGCAGCUACUGACUGACAAGCACGCACCAGAGCAUUACAGGGUGAUUGGCAGCGUGUCCCAGUUUGAUGAGUUUGCCCGAGUGUUUCAUUGUCCAAAGGGUUCCCCCAUGCAUCCUGUCAACAAGUGUUCUGUAUGGUGACCUCUGAACUCCUCCACCCACCAACAACAAGAACUUACCUGUGACCUCUCCUCGCCAACCUGUCUGAGGUGUUCUGUUCAGAUUCACUUCCAUCUCAAUCCUGGGACUACCUUUUUCUCUUAUCACAGAAUUUGCAAGCAAAUAAUGACAUCUCCACCAGGCAAAACCAUGAUUACUCAUGUACAUAUCCAGUGCUUGACUUGGGCAGGAGUUCACCGGUGCGGAGUACUGGCAUCUCAAAUGUUCUACCGCUUGAGCUCCUGUUCCUCUUAUAGAAUAUUAUUAGCUCAAAGUAUUGUGGAGCUCCUGUACCCAAAAUGAGUACCGG